GUGCACAUAAGUGUCCUUGCCCGCUCUGGCGCCUCGCCUUCCACUAAGGAGAGCGUUAGCUCCGUGAGAGAAGUUGACUUUCCGCGGGCCUAGAAAAUCCACUGUGACUAGGAUCCAGAAAGCCCACUGUCACGAGAACCUAGAGACUCGAGUAUCACAAAUACGCGACCCACACGCGCACUGCCAUCUCCCGAAGUGGCAAUUCUUGUGCACGUUAGCGUCCGUCCAGUUGGCGAAUUUGUCACCUCGAGUCGUUAGUUAAUUCUCUGCACCAAUCCGUCGGCGCUAGUAUGAAGAAGCCCCUUCCCCCGUCGGUCUCCCCUUCAGCCGCGCGGGGCGGAAGGGGAAGGGGAAGAGGCGGAAGUGGCGGGGGCCGUGGGGGCAGCGGAAGGGGGGGAGGCGGUAGGGGAAGGGGAGGUGGCGGAGUGCUGCGGCUGGGCGUGUUGGAGAAGUAUGUUCCGCGCGCGGACGGGGGAGUGCGCAAGGGGAUACGCGGGCGGAAGAGAUACAUGGCGCCUCAGCGGACGCAUCUCUCCGCCAAUGAGCUCCGGAAGCGGCGGAAGGUGCUGAACGACGCGAGGACCGUACAGAAGUACCGAAAGAUGAUCGGGCGAGAGAGGAAGGCGACAGGCAGUGAGAGGGUGAUGGGUGGUGCCGAGGGGGAGGAGGGUGAAGAGGUUAGGGGUUUUGGUGGGGUGAGAGGGCGAGGAAGGCAGUAUGGUGUAUAUGGAGAGGGGGAUGAUGAUGGGAAUGAUGUUGGGGAGGAAGAGGAGGAAGGAGGGGAAGAGGGGGGUGAUGAGAGGGCGAGUCCGGGUAGGAGGAGGGGGGGGGAUGAAUCUGGCGGUUAUAGUGAUGAUGCGGAUGACGACAGUGCUGGGGACUUGGAUUCGGAUCAAGAGGAGGGGGAAGAGGAGGGGGAAGCGGAGGGGGAAGAGGAGGGGGAAGAGGAGCUGGGAGAGGACACAGACGGAGAGGACCAGAGGAUAGGCGGACUGGAAACGGGGGAGAAUGGGGGGGAGGAUGCAGGGGAGUGGGAGGGGAGAGGUGUGAGAAACGGGAGAGGACAAGGCCGAGGAAUGGGAGGUGGAAGAGGGGGGGAGCGAGGAAGAGGGAGAGGGAGAGGCCAGGGACUGGAGGUGGCAGGUGGAAGCGCGAGCUACUGUGAGGGCGGCACAGGAGGAAAGGGAGUGAGGCAGAGGCCGUUGAAUCGUCUGGAGAGGAUAUGGAAGAAGCGGGAGGAGGAGGCGGCCAAGAAGGCUGCAGAGAGGGAGGCAAGGAGGAGGGAGGUGGAGGAGGGGAGGAGGAAGAGGGAGGAAGUGGAGAGGAGGCGGAGGGAGUUCAGGGGGCAGAUGAGGAAGCGGACGAAGAGUGGGCAGGUGGUGAUGAAAGUGAGGAUGGAGCAUCUGUUGGAGUCAAUUCAACGCAGUCAGGGGAAGUAGCUGAUUCAAUUUUUAGGCACCUCGAUUAUGAUGAAGCUGAUCCAACUUCAUUAGGAGAAGUGGUGUGAUGGAGCGUAGGCUCACAAAAAUAAUAUUUGAUCGGUGCAAACACUCUCUGCUGAGGGGGUAUUUCUCAAAAUAACGCAAUGGCUAGAACGAGGCAUACAGGGAGGUUUUGUGCCAUGGUGUUGUACUGCCUAAGAGCAUGCACCUAUCUAGCAUAUAAACAUAUACAAAUAUA
This is a messenger RNA of Closterium sp. NIES-67, 1680 nucleotides long. The record is from the annotation of a GenBank genome assembly. NCBI's taxonomy places the organism in Eukaryota, Viridiplantae, Streptophyta, Zygnematophyceae, Desmidiales, Closteriaceae.